AUGCAUAUCCAGGAGAUGCUGGCCGAGGCCGAGAGGACGAGUCAACCCUCCUUCUCCUUCGAGUAUUUCCCGCCCAAGACCGCCCAGGGUGUGCAGAACCUCUACGACCGUAUGGAACGCAUGUACCACAUGGGCCCCAAGUUCAUCGACAUUACCUGGGGUGCUGGUGGCCGCCAUGCCGAGCUGACGUGUGAAAUGGUCGCCCAGGCCCAGACGUACUUUGGCCUCGAGACGUGUAUGCACCUCACCUGUACCGACAUGGGAGAGGAGAAGGUCAACAACGCUCUCAAGAAGGCCUACCAGGCUGGCUGCACCAACAUCCUCGCCCUCCGCGGCGACCCCCCCAGGGACCAGGAGAAAUGGGAGGCCACCGACGGCCAGUUCCAGUAUGCCCGCGACCUCGUGGCUUACAUCCGGAAGACGUUCGGCAACCACUUCGACAUCGGUGUUGCCGGCUAUCCCGAGGGCUGCGACGACAACAAGGACGAAGAAUCGCUGCUGGACCACCUCAAGGAGAAGGUCGACAUGGGUGCCACCUUCAUCGUCACUCAGAUGUUUUACGACGUCGACAACUUCAUCCGUUGGGUUGGCCGUGUCAGGGAACGCGGCAUCACCAUCCCCAUCGUGCCCGGAAUCAUGCCAAUCGCAACCUACGCCAGCUUCAUCCGCCGCGCCAACCACAUGAACUGCAACGUCCCGCCCGAGUUCAUGGCUGCCCUUGAGCCGGUCAAGAACGACGAUGUCGCUGUCCGAGAGAUUGGCAAGACCCUCGUCGCUGAUAUGUGCCGCAAGAUUCUUGCCGCCGGUAUUAGGCAUCUGCACUUCUACACCAUGAACCUGGCUCAGGCAACGCGCAUGGUACUCGAGGAGCUGGAUUGGAUGCCUUCUGCUGCCAAGCCCUUGAAGCAGGCCCUGCCUUGGAAGCAGUCCCUCAGUCUUGGUAGGAGGGAGGAGGACGUGCGGCCCAUCUUCUGGCGCAACCGGAACAAGUCGUACGUCUCCCGCACACAGGAUUGGGACGAGUUCCCCAACGGACGUUGGGGUGACUCACGGUCUCCUGCCUUUGGCGAGUUGGAUGCCUACGGUAUCGGCCUGCCUGGAACCAACGAGCAGAACCGCAAGAAAUGGGGCGAGCCCAAGUCCGUUCAGGACAUCGCCUCCCUGUUUCUGCGAUACCUUGAUAACGAUAUAGAGUCCUUGCCGUGGAGUGAAGCGCCCCUCACCAACGAGGCUGAUUCCAUCAAGGACGACCUCGUCGAUCUGAACAAGAGAGGUCUGAUCACUAUCAACUCCCAACCUGCUGUGAACGGCCUCAAGUCCUCCCACCCGGUACACGGUUGGGGACCCCCCAAUGGCUACGUCUACCAGAAGGCCUACCUGGAGCUUCUCGUUGCGCCAGAGGUGUACCCGCAGCUGAUUGCGCGCAUCCGGGCCAACCCGGAUCUUACCUACUACGCCGUCACCAAGACUGGCGACUUGGAUACCAACGCGCCCUCUGAAGGACCCAAUGCUGUCACUUGGGGUGUGUUCCCGGGCAAGGAGAUUGUUCAACCCACCAUUGUCGAAAGCAUCAGUUUCUUGGCCUGGAAGGACGAGGCUUUCCAGCUCGGCGCUGACUGGGCGAGAUGCUACGAUGUCGACAGCCCCAGUCGCGCUCUGAUCACUGACAUCGUCGAGAACUGGCAUCUCAUCAACAUUGUGAACAACGACUUCCAUCAGCCCAAGACCAUUUUCGAGGUUCUUGCCGGCCUCAGGGUCAACAACCUUGUGACACCGGUCGAGCCAAAGUCCGCCACCAACGGUGUGGGCGCUGCACACAACUAG
This is a messenger RNA of Thyridium curvatum, 1824 nucleotides long. RefSeq lists its product as uncharacterized. The transcript has 2 exons. NCBI's taxonomy places the organism in Eukaryota, Fungi, Ascomycota, Sordariomycetes, Thyridiales, Thyridiaceae. Gene Ontology annotation, cellular component: cytosol. The record is from RefSeq and is a predicted model, not a curated record. Gene Ontology annotation, biological process: tetrahydrofolate interconversion. The coding region runs from base 1 to 1824 and encodes 607 amino acids. Gene Ontology annotation, molecular function: FAD binding; methylenetetrahydrofolate reductase [NAD(P)H] activity.